This is a messenger RNA of Drosophila bipectinata, 1169 nucleotides long. RefSeq names its product antigen 5 like allergen Cul n 1. NCBI's taxonomy places the organism in Eukaryota, Metazoa, Arthropoda, Insecta, Diptera, Drosophilidae. The record is from RefSeq and is a predicted model, not a curated record.
GCGUUGACCGUCGAGAUGCCGAGUUUGUUGAGAUCGCGGAGCAAGUGCAGCAUCGUUGCAGUGCUCCUGGUUAUCGUGCUUCAGGUGGACAGAUCGUCGGCUUUUCCACAAUCCAAAAAAUCCAUUCCCAAUGGGAGUCCCUUUCCAAGUUCUCCUGGGAAUGGUGGCUACUGUGCUGCCUCCCUCUGUGAGUUGUAUAAUGGAACGCAUGUGGUGCAAGUGCCGCACAUAGCUUGUGGCAAUAAUGGAAGCUUUGCGCCAGCCUGUGGUCCGGAACCCAAGCUCCUGGAGAUGAGCGAACGAAGGCGUCAACUGCUCCUCGAUAUGCACAAUUUGGCCCGCUCCAAGAUCGCCCUGGGUGACCUGGACGGCUACCUGAGUGCUGCGCGGAUGCCGCUCCUUCGCUGGGACACGGAACUGGAACGGAUGGCCGCCCUCCAUGCCCGACGCUGCCAGUUCGCCCACGACAAGUGCCGCAACACGCCCCGGUUCCCUUUCAGUGGUCAGAACAUCGGUUACUUCUGGAUCGGACGCGAGUUCAAGUCACACUCCAGGCGGAUGAAGUCCUUUGUGAUCAACUGGUUCCGAGAGUAUCAGGACGCCAAUCAGACCUACAUCGAUAGCUAUCAUCCACAUCCUCAGGGAAAAAAGAUCGGACACUUUACCCUUUUGGUUUCCGAUCGAGUUCAGCGCGUCGGUUGUGCCGGAGUUCGUUUUUUGGAGGCGAAGACUAAUCGCUACCAAUUCAUGCUGACCUGCAACUACGACUUCAACAACAUCUUCAACGAACCCAUUUACCGAACGGGUCCGGCGGGGUCCAAAUGCGAUCAGCACCGGGUCAGUGAGAAGUUCCCAGGACUCUGCGAUUGGCGGGACGCCUCCAACGACAACGAGAGUGAGGAAAGUGCCGAGGAUGGCAACGCCUUAGACAACAACAUUCCCUUAUAGAAGGUGGAUACCCUUUAAAUUGUAAUAUAAUACUAGGAUACUCCCUUAUAAUAAUUUACAAGAUUCCCUUUUUUUUUGUUACCAUUUAAGAAAAUUCAAAAUUUAAAAAGUACAUUAGCCAUCGUUGUUGUUCAAAAGGUGCAUCUUUACAGCUGUGGUUGUUGUUAAAAAUAUACAUAGAUAUAGAUUGGUUAAACUCAUUAAAUAAAAGCUUAGUUCUA